AAGGUCCUUUAGCUCAGUGGGAUAUGUUUAAUAGAAAUCAUGGCUUAUACAAAAACACCACUAGGGGUGUCCAUACCAUCCAGAACAUAAUCCAACUUCUUUGUCCAAGCUGAAGCACAAACUGGGCCAAAGUCCAGUAAGUGAGUGCAGGACUAACACUCCUCUAUGCUUACUCCUGUCCUAUCAGACUGCAGAAUGAAAACAGAGAGGAUGAGGUUAAAGAGCAGCCUGCAGUGAUUGGAUGAAGAGACCCAGGACAGAACAGCAGACUCAGGGAGGAAAUUAAUGCAUGGGUCAGGGUCCUGGCAAGACAUUUCGCAGGUGGAGCCUCCUUACUCGUGCAUUGGGUAUGGAGAACAGCGAUAAACUAAUACUGACCACACAGGUGUUGACAACUGAGGUAUAUUUCCUCACUAAUCUAGUAAGGAUGGAUAAGGACAGAAAACUGAUGGCAGAAAGAAUUUUAAACCUCGCUGUAGAGAUAAUCUACCUGCUAACUGGAGAGGAUUACAUACUAGUGAAGAAAAUGUCUGAAGAAUGUGGAGGAUGGAGCAAAAAUAAAGUUCCUAUCAAUGUGCCUCCACCCCACUCAUUAAUACAUAAGGGAAACUGCUAUCAGGAGAUCCUGGACCUCACCAACAAGAUCACUGAGCUGCUGACAGGAGAGGUUCCCAUCAGGUGUCAGGAUGUCGCUGUCUAUUUCUCCAUGGAGGAGUGGGAAUAUUUAGAAGAUCACAAAGAUCAAUAUGAGGUUAUUAUUAUGAUGAAUCAACAGACUCCCAUAUCACCAGAUGACUCGGAUAAGGAUGAAACUUUAGAGAGAUGUCCCUAUCCUCUGUUUACCAAGGAUUAUUCAGAGGAAUAUCAGUAUAUCCCACAGGAUCAUCAGGUUACAAAUGUGAGUGAUAUGAAGAUUGAAGACAAGCCACAUGUGGGUGUAACCCAGCUGUGUGAGGAGAAGCAGGCAAUUCUUACAGAUAUCGCAGAAAGCUACAACAAAAACUUUGCAGACAAUCUUCGUUUACCUCCUGAUUAUGAAGUAAUUUAUAAGAAUAUCACAAAUAUACCAUCUGUUCUCUACAGCAGAGAACCAGCUACUGAUCCCACUAAUCUAAAGGAAUCUUCAUAUGAUCCAUCACAGAUUGUCAAACAAAGUACAGGAGACAAAGAUGGCACAAUAUUUUCAUGUUUUGAAUGUGGGAAACAUUUUAAAAGAAAAUCUAUUCUUUCCAUGCAUGAAAGAAUUCACAAUGCUGAGAGGCCAUUUUCAUGUUCAGAAUGUGGGAAAAGUUUUACUCAGAAAACCUAUCUUUUUGAACAUCAGAGAGCUCACACAGGAGAGAAGCCAUUUUCAUGUUCUCAAUGUGGGAAAUGCUUCACAAGGAAAUCAAGUGUUGUGAAACAUCUGAAAACUCACACCGGAGAAAAGUCAUAUUUAUGUUCACAAUGUGGGAAAUGUUUUAUGCAGAAGUGUGAUCUUGUUAAACAUCAGUUUAUUCAUACAGAGGAGAAGCCAUUCUCAUGUACAGAAUGUGAGAAAAGGUUUAGCCAGAAGUCCUUCCUUGUUAAACAUCAGAUAAUUCACACAAGUAAGAAAGCAUUUGUAUGUUUAGAAUGUGGUAAAAGUUUUCGCUACAAGUCUGAUCUUGUAAAUCAUCAGUUAAUCCACACUGGGGAGAAGCCAUUUUUAUGUUCAGAAUGUGGGAAAUGUUUUACAAGGAAAUCAAAUCUUGUUGAACAUCAAAAAACUCACACAGGGGAAAAGCCAUUUUCAUGUUCGGAAUGUAAGAAAAGGUUUAGGCAGAAGUCUGAUCUUGUUAAACAUCAGAGAAUUCACACAGGGGAAAAACCAUUUCCAUGUUCAGAAUGUGGGAAAUGUUUCGUCCAGAGGUCUGAUCUUGUUAAUCAUCAGCUAAUCCACACUGGUGAGAAGCCCUUUUUAUGUUCAGAAUGUGGGAAGUGUUAUAACCAUAGGUCAGCUCUUUCUCAGCAUAAGAAGCGAAGCCAUUUUAAUGUACAGACUAUAGAAAAUGUUGUACUUUAGAUGUAGUGCUCUAGUAAAAUAAAAUAAAUUAUUGUA
Molecule: messenger RNA, 2080 nt
Organism: Hyla sarda
Lineage: Eukaryota; Metazoa; Chordata; Amphibia; Anura; Hylidae
Product: zinc finger protein OZF-like
Exons: 9
Coding region: 290-2044 (584 amino acids)
Biological process (GO): negative regulation of transcription by RNA polymerase II
Molecular function (GO): DNA-binding transcription repressor activity, RNA polymerase II-specific
Source: RefSeq, a predicted model, not a curated record